Messenger RNA from Tachysurus fulvidraco (yellow catfish), 9054 nucleotides. RefSeq names its product mex-3 RNA binding family member A (gene mex3a). Gene Ontology annotation, molecular function: RNA binding. The coding region runs from base 33 to 1598 and encodes 521 amino acids. The record is from RefSeq and is a predicted model, not a curated record. The transcript is spliced from 2 exons. Lineage: Eukaryota; Metazoa; Chordata; Actinopteri; Siluriformes; Bagridae.
AGCUAGGAGGAGGAGGAGGAGGAGGGUGGCGGAUGCGCUGCUUCUCCAGUCUCGCUCUUCGCGUCUUUGUCUCACACUCUUUGUUAGCCAUGCCUAGCCUACUGGUGCUGUCAGGGAUCAUGGAGAAAAAUGAGGGGUACGGCUCGGAACUGGCCGCCUCCGGUUUUGGUACCGAGAGCCUCCUGGCGCCGCCCGAUGAGGAGGAAGAGGAGUCGCGGGCGCUGCGGGUUGCACUGGGCCAGCUUUCCUUGCUCGGGCUCGGGGAAAGCGAGGAGGGCGCUGGAGUUCAGGAGAGGAGCAACAACAACAACAAUCACCACCACCACGGCCACGCCAACAGCGUCGGCGGCGGAGGAGGUGGUGGAGGUGGAGGAGGUAGUGCAGGAGAAGCCGGGAUCUUACAAGGCAAGAGCAAGUUGUGCUCCCUGUACGAGAGCACCGGUUCUGAGACCAAAGCGCGCGGCUGCAACAUCACCGAGUGUGUGCCUGUGCCCAGCUCAGAACAUGUGGCGGAAAUAGUGGGCAGGCAAGGUUGUAAAAUCAAAGCCUUGCGGGCGAAAACCAACACCUACAUCAAGACCCCGGUACGGGGUGAAGAGCCCGUGUUUCUCAUUACUGGUCGUAAGGAAGAUGUGGCGUUAGCUAGACGUGAGAUCAUCUCAGCAGCUGAGCACUUUUCCAUGCUGCGCGCAUCCCGGAACAAGCUGGGCGUGUCUUUUAACGGUUCCCCGCCCGCCCUGCUGCCAGGCCAGACUACGAUCCAGGUGCGCGUGCCUUAUCGUGUGGUAGGUCUGGUGGUGGGCCCCAAAGGCUCCACUAUCAAGCGCAUACAGCAGCAGACGUGCACGUACAUCGUGACCCCAAGCCGCGAUCGUGACCCCGUCUUUGAGAUCACCGGUUCUCCGGGUAACGCAGAGCGAGCGCGGGAGGAGAUCGAGGCGCAUAUUGCCUCACGCACUGGCACCAUUCACGACCACAACAACGAGAACGACUGCCUGGCCACUGAGAAUGGCACCAACGGCGGCCCAGAGAGUCGCCUGCAGCACGCAUGGGGGCUUCAGGGUGGUCAACGCAAGCCUCUUGCUAGCAGUUACCGGCAGAAUUUCUCUGACGCUGUGCUAGGAGGUAGCGGAAGCGUUGGAGUUGGUAUGGGCAUUUACAGCAAGUCCGACUUCUCGCCCCCUACAAACGGAGACAAGCCGUGUUCCUAUUUCGGUUCUGAAGGUUCCCAGAGCUGGGGUGACCCCGAUUACCCCAAACAGGUAGCCUACUAUGUCCAGCAGCGCUCCAAGAGCUUCGGAGGCCUGCCCUUGCCCUUGACCAGACUGUCUCCGGGUCUUCCGGAACCUUCUGGAACCAGCAGCACCGGAUCCGCCGGCAUAGGGUCGGCCCAUGCCCAGGCUCGGCGUGCCCACAGCGAACCCGCCUCGACCCGGGACUGCAUGACCUGCUUCGAGAGCAAAGUGACGGCCGCUUUGGUGCCCUGCGGCCACAACCUCUUCUGCAUGGAGUGCGCCAUCCGCAUCUGCGAGCUGAACCAUCCCGAAUGCCCCGUCUGCCACACGCUCGUCACCCAGGCCAUCCGGAUCUUCUCUUAAAAAGGUUUUUUUGGUGCAUUGGUUUUAACUAAAUAUUUUUACCUACUUUUAUUAGUUUAGCCUUUGUUUGGUCAGUAUUGGUCAGUAUGCCCCAUGUACGUCUUGCUUUUUUUCAGAAAAUGAAAAAAAUUCAAAACGAGCAGAUAUUUUAGAAGACACUGCUUGCUUUACUAAAAAAAGAGUAAGAAGUAUUUUCAGAUUUUUUCUUUUAUAUAUAUACACAAAUAUGCAUAUAUAUUUUAUAAAAGUUUUGUUAAAAUGGGGAAAAUUUUAACUCUUAAUGUUCCUUUUUUUCUUUUUGCUGUUUAUUUAUUUUUAAUUUUUUACUGCUGCUGUUUUUCCACACGAAUUGCGAUGUGGUCAGAAACAGAAGAAAUAAUGUGAAUGUUUUACACUUUUUGUUUCGUUUUGGAAGUUAUCACCAUUAUUAAUAUUAUUAUGAUUAUUAUUACUAUUAAUAUUAUUAUUAGAUAAUUAUUGGUGUUAAUUUGUACAAUUGGAAAGAAUAUAGUUUUACAUCCCAGCAUUUGUCUGCAAAUAGGCAAAUAUGCUUUUUAAAGGCGAAGUAGAUAAUGACUGAAUCUUAAGUCUAUCAUUGCACCUUAAAACUGAUAGCUUGAUUGUCACUGGAAAAAAAAACACCCGUUAUGUAUUUGUUUAAACCUGUUUUAUGAAGAUGUGGAUUUGGAACACACACACACACACACACACACACACACACACACACACACACACACACAGGAUAUUCAAGCAUUUACUUUGAUCGCAGUCUAAACCCAAAUUAACCCACAAUAACAAACUGAAGGAUGGUUUGUCUUUAGAACAGUUCUGAAUUGUUGAAGGAUUUUGGAUUUGUUUUUUUAAAUGGCACAUAAUCAGUGAUAUAACAGGGGAACAUGCAUCUUUGCUUUACACCUCUUGUAGUUUCUUUUUUGUUUUUGUUUUUAAAGAAAUGAUGUCCUAGUAUUGAGCCAUAAGCUGAUCAAUCGUCUCCAACAUCUUGAGCUUACAUAAAAAAGAAAACACAGCCGUUUCCCCUUUAAUUUCCUUCACGUUUUUUUCUUGGGCAUCUGGGCCAUGAUGAAUAUCCUCACAUUGCCGUGUUUAAGUUCUCAGCGAGCAGUUUUCUAUCUCGGGACGAACGAAACAUAAACUACACGCGAAGGGAAGGUGCUCGCUAAUCUGAGCUUGAAUAGAGCCCCAACAAAAGGAAGAGAAAGAGUCUCUGAGCUAUGGUAGGAAAAUAAUGCAGCUCCCCUGGUCCCCACAUUUAUGAAGUGCCUGCUGCCUCUCCGUCCUUUAUUGAAGCUGUUCGUGAGCAGGUGUUUCAUAUUGUGACCCAAGUUCUUUUUUAGGGAGUGUCCUGAUCCCACUCGCUGCUUAACCGUCCCCUUCCUAGGCUAUAAUGACCACAACUGCUCGGUUAAGCAGGCGUAUUGUUUUAACGCAGCGGUGGGACGUUCCCCGGGGCGCACUGUCGCCCAAUGAGGAGCCCGUAAUUAGUCAUGUGACACAGACCAGGUGCAAGCAACUUGGGGAAAGUCCGUUUUGCCAUGGAUGCUCCAGAACCUUGUGCUGCCCUUACUCCCCCCGUACCAACCUCACAGAAAAGCUUGACUAGGUGCAGCUGGGGCCCCUCCCUUCAUCACUCCAACUCUCUCUCUCUCUCUAUCUCUCUCUCUCUCUCUCUCUCUCUCUUACCCUCCCUCCUCCUUCUGCUCCCCUGCUCCUCUGAGCUUUAGUAUUCCCACUGAGGAAAGGGGCCUCCUUUGUCCUGACGAAGGGGGAAAAAGUGCAGAUUUUAUUUCAGAGUGAGAGAGAAAGAGAGGGCAGAUGAUGGCAGGCUUUCCAUGUGGCAAACGGUUAUUUGUUCGUUUUUUUUAUUUUUUUUUUGAAGGUCACUCGAAACUAAAAUUUCUUCUUUUGUUUACAAAACAAUACAUGCACAUUUUCGUUGGCAAAAAAUAAAUAACUAAAAAUUACAGGCAGAUGGAAAUUGUUCUUAUUUAAUGCUUUCGCCUCGUGCUCCAAAGUUCAGUCCCUCCCCGAAAGAAAUCGGCAGAUCUGACGUGUCCGAGAGGGAGUGUGACUCGAUCGAAGUUGCCAUGGAGGUGUUUUUUUUUUUUUUUUUGAAAUUCGCCAUGUGCAUGACCGUCCUGGUGCAAACACCCCGAUUCACUGAACCCCUCCACUCCCCCUCCUCAAAGCACAGACCCCAAGCCAACGGCCACAGGCAGCCAAUGGGAGCGAGAUGUCCAAGUCCAAAAUGAAAUCAGACAAUUGAAAUUGACAGAAGAGCUGGAUGGACACGCCCCAUUUAGUGGCUACUGGAGCUGAAUCAAAUUACACACCCACCCAAGUCCUGCAUAUCAACCUAGCGGAUUUUUUGGCUGAGCGGAUUAGAGCAUUUGCAGGAUGGGGAAAGUCUCCAUUUUUGUGAUUUUUUUCCCCCUUUAAGAGGGCUGCUGUGUAAGAAAGAAAGAAAGAACGAAGGCACUGAGAAAUGUAGUCCAUCUGAAAUGGGUCAGUUUCGUCCCUCUGGAGACUUCAUGCGGACCUGCCACAUGCGUGGGACUGGUCGGGUGUCGGGGUAAGCUCACGACCGCUAGACAAUAGCACUAGUCGUACAUUAAUCAUCUCCCUGAUGGUCUGUACUGUGUCAGGAAUUCAAUAAGAUGUUUUAUUUCAUUAUUUUCAGCAUGUGGGAGGGGAUUUGUCAAGGUAUGAUCAUUUCACCAAGCAAAUUUUUAGUUUGUUUCGAUUUGUUAACUUAAAAGAGAUCUGAAUCUACUUUGAUUUACAGUGCAACACACACACACACACACACGGGCAUUCUGAUUCGCAAGCAAGAAAUUUGUACUGUUCAAAGAAUUCAAGCUAUGAAAAGCACUUACAUUAAAACACUUACGUCUGGAUAAGAGAGAAGCACCUUAUAUCAAGACAAACAGCAUAUAUCUGAAACCAAACAGCUGGAAAGCAUCGUAGACAACUUAGAAUUAGGGUUUUUUGUUUAUGUUGUUUCAAUAAGUCCUUUCACUUUGCACUGGUUGAAGAUAAGCGAGGAAACGAAUCUCUGGACGCAAUCUGGCCGACGCUGAUUAUUUUGUUCUGAACAGUAGCUACGCUUCUCUUAAAACAAAGUGCAAAGCUAAGAAGGCUUCGUUAACUCUUUCACGAUCAGCACGAGAAUCAUCAUAUUCCUAAAAAGGAUCGACAACGGCCUAUUCGGAGGAAUGUACGUAUGCAGGAUUUGUGUCUAUUUAUUUUUUUUCCUCGACAAAGCCAAAACUGCUAGAAAAAUUAUGCAAAUCACAUUCAGUGGCUUGGAAUUUUUUUUAGAAAAAAAUAAACUGUGCCCGUGUGGAUAUUUUUCACAAAAGAAAAAAGAAAAAAAAAGGAAGUGUUUUCCCGAAUCCUGACGUUCUUCAGGCGAAGGAGAACACACUAGCAAUAACAAUAACUUCUAUUUUAACAGCAGAAUACAACGAUGCGUAGCUUUCAAAGUUGUACAGAACUUCAUACAGCCAUUGCUUAUUAGGUGUACUAAAGAAUUGCAAACAUUUUCUUAAAACUAAACAAAAAAAAAACCAAACAAGCUUGCACAUUGUCCAAUAUUUAGAAAUGCACCAUUCCAGACAUCAUUAGCGUUUAUACUGUGUGGUUUCUCUGACCCGUAAUUUAUCAUUAGCUGAUUUUAGUACUGAAUGAAAUGUGUUCGCAGAGUAAGUUUUGGACGGGACGAAUUUCAGCAAUUCCUUACGUUUCUUUCCCAGCAAAUCACUGAAAAGAGCCAGGUACAUUUUUAACAUAGUAGCAUUUAUUUGCUAUUAAAAAAAAUAUUUGUAUUUACUCAAAUAUAUUCGGAGAUAGCUAUAUCAUAAAAAGAGGUGACUACCAUAGGCAUAUCGCGAGAAUAUAUUUCAGUAUUUAAGCCAAUUAAUGAAACUAUUUUAAAAGUCUUUUGUUGGACAGUUUGUUUAUAUUAUAGUGGGACUAGUUUGAAUCCCAACCGAAGGUUUAAGCUUAAGUUAAGAGUGUUUAUGGUAGCCAAAGUAUUGAAAUGAGAUUUAAAAAGUAAGACAAAUGUGAAAAUGUCACUAAACAUGGCGCUAAAUACGGAUUAAAGAAAAGAUUUGGAGUAAAAAUAUGGAAAACCUGUUACGUCAAAUCAGACCAACGUGAUCAGAAAUUCUGAUCCAAAUAAUUUCAUGUUGAGGAUAAAGAGUCGUUCCUUGAUACAGCUAAUCGAAAUGGUCCAAACGUAUCGAACGUGUUCAAACACGACAGGGCUACAGAUUCAAUCUGUUCAUUUGGAACUGAAGAGGAAAGAAGUAAGAAAGGAAGGAUUUUUUUUUUCAUUUCAGUGCCAACGCGUUGUAUUUUGUGAAGGUAACGUUUAAGAAAACUCUUUAGUUUUGGAGUAAGUACAUAGUGGUAACGUGAUUUAAUAAUCCUUUUAGAUCCAUAUGGGUUAUGCAUGCUGAUUUAUUACAGAGCAUUUACCUUUUUAUAAGUUCAGAUCUGUGGAUAUAAUAGAGCUACAUGUUAUACAGAGAGCUUUAGUAAUGACUUCAUCUAGUGUUUCAAAUAAUGACGUAUUAAGAUUUUUUUCCUCCCCCCCCCUGAACUUUAUCUAUCUAUUAUAGUAUCUAAUGCACAAUUACAUGGCAGUCACGAUAUUUCCAUAAAACUGCAAUCUAACUUUUUUAUUUUUGUUUUUCGAAGCUUUCAUAUCGACAUCUAUGGAAUUUUACUAAUAGAACUAGAAAGAAAUCACUUUGUUGUUAACCCAGUUAGCAGGACUGCAGGCGUUUAUCUAUGAAACAGCAGCAAAGACACUAAAUGCACUAAAAGCAAUUCUAAUGCCUUUAUAAUAUAGACAGGACAGUGCAUUUGAAUGUAAAAAAAAAAAAAAUAACUAUUUAAAAAAGUAAAUAAAUAAAAAAUUCCAGACCACUCCAUCUGUGUAUAAUUUGCCUUUUGGACCAUCAGACAAAAACAAAAGCUUUACGUUUUUGAUGCCAUGGGUUGGGGAAGUCGUUGCUCCACCGUAUCUGUUUAGAUUCUCCCUGUACCAAGCGAGUAAAGGGGGAAAGUCUUAUAACAUUUUUCGUAAGAUUCUAUUUUGCUAACAUGGGUUAUUAUUUCAUACAAAGAGGGAGAAGUCAGUAUCUGGAUGUUAUUUAUGAAUAUCUUAAAAUGAAGCAAACAUAUUUAUAAGUAACUUCGAGACGUUUUGUUUUUUAAUUAAUAAAAAAAAGUGAAAGUUAAUAUAUUUCUAAAAACACAUGAUGUUGAUUUCUACUAAAAUUAAGAUUAUAGAAUUUUUUAUUUAUAAAUAAAAAAAAAAGUUAGAUAAAUCCUUCAUACCUCUGAUGGUGUAAAAUGAGGCGGGUGGUAGGGGGCUUUUAAAGGAUUAUAUUUUAACUUCAGAUUUUCGAGCGUUAAAGAUGGAAUAAGUUCAGGAAAAAAUAAAAAAUAUUUUUUAGGAUUAGGAGGUCUUUUAGUCUCAAGUUUGUGCCUCAAUCACAGUUUAGCACUGCAUCAACACUUGGCACACGUGUUGUUUGCCUGCUGUUCUUUAACUAACCCCAUACUGCUGACUGAACACAAUCCUUUACUCCCUCAUUUCUGGUUUCAAUAAUGUAUAGAUUUUCUUUUUUUAUUAUUAUUUUAUUUCUACUUUUACUUUCAACACUUCAUCUGUAUGGACUACAGUGAAGUGAAUGGGUGUCACAGAGGUGUGUGGAAUGGAGAAGCAGGUGGAUAAUUGUGCAUAUAUACAUUUUUGAGCGUACUUCUACUACAUUACGGAAAAUUCCCCUUACCCAGGCUCUGUCCUUUUAUAUAUAUAUUUAAAAAAAAAUAAAAAUAAAAAAUAAAACAGUGUGCUUUGAGUGUUUUGAGCAUUGCAUUAAAUAUUCAAACGCCCCCCACGUUUCCCGCGUCUCUAUCUCGGCGUAAUGUAGUAGAUCUAUGCUGAUUUCAGUAAACACAGAACACACUCAUAUAUCCUACAACACAGUAGUUUGCAUGUAUCUUGUAUCAUCGCCAGGCUGGAAAACGGUACUAAAUAAUGUUUUGUUGCGUACAAGUGAAGGCUUUCUGUACACACUACACUAAAGGGCUGAUGAAUACUUGGUUGGGUUUGUUUUUUGUUUCGUUUUGUUGUUUUUUUUUUUCGCUUGUAGAUUUUCAUCACUCUGGCAGGAAAAUGUCUAACAGCGGCUCGUUAUGUUGAAGGACAGCCUCAGCUCUUACAUGGUGAAAUUGUAUCUCGACAGUUUUGACUUCAUAAUGGCAAAGCUAAUUGUGUAGCGUGGUUUUGAUUUGUUUCAGUAUGAUAGUGACACAAAAAAAGGGCGGGGUCGGGGGUUUACGGGGGUGAUCAUGUUCUUUUGGGCUUGCUUUGGAUAAGGAACUCCAACUCCAACAGUAUGUCUUUGGUAGCUUUCAGAAUCUUCAGACUCAGUAGAAAGAAAAAAAAAGUGUUUCAUAUAAAACUCAUGUAGUGGUCUUAGUGCAUUAGUUUGGACCGGCAUCUCCUGCUCUAAGUGUUUAGGUUCUUGUUGGUGAGUGGGAAAGGUUUGCCAUACCAUAGGGUUGGUUUUGUUUUUUUUUGGCUAGCCAAUACUUCAAAACCUUUUUUUAUUUCUUUUUUCUUCUUCUACUUCUUCAAGCAUAUGAUCAUUCAUGUGGUGCCCACACGAGGCAUACGAUUUUGCAGGUUUAUUUCUUAGCACAUGUUCUCUGUGAGUUAAAAAGUUUUUCUUUUGUUUUUAUAUUUGACCAAUGUAUGUAUGCCAUACUAGUUUUUGUUAUUUUAUUACUUUCCAAACAUGUAUUGUAAAUGUUUCUAAUAAAAUCAAUUUAAUAAUCUUGAUGAAAUCUGUUGAAAUUCCUGUUAUCUAACAUCGGAUUACAUUAGAUUACAUUAGAUUGACGAGGCGAGCGGCUAAAAGCCAAAAAAAAAAACACGUUUAUUUUUAUCCAUAUAUACAGAUUUAUGCAUCAACACAACGUCACUUUUUUACAUUUCACCCCUUCAUACAUAAAAAUUUUUUCUUCCCUUACUUUUUUUUUCCUCCUCCAUUUCUCUUUGGGUUUAUAAAUUCAUGAAUAAGAUGAAAUGAGAGGUUUGGGUUCUCUCCGGAUUACCGGACGAUUGUUUCGUUUAAUUAAAGCAUUUCCGAUCUUUGGAGCAAUAAUGCAGUACUUAAGCAUCUAGCAAUAUCUUGAAACAGAAAAAAAAAAAAAAAAACAUUUGCAGCCACAUGAACUGUACUUAUAUUUGGUGAGAGGUCAUCCUGGUACUUGAGGAAUUUUAAAAACACCUCGACACACAGAUCGAAUCUAGUGUUUUUGAGAACGGGGUUAAUGCCAGUGACGAGUGCUGAACGUUAGGUUCUUCUCAGACCUGGAAUUUAAUCGAAAAAGGCUUCCUAAUUGACAGAAA